Molecule: messenger RNA, 3791 nt
Organism: Sander lucioperca (pikeperch)
Lineage: Eukaryota; Metazoa; Chordata; Actinopteri; Perciformes; Percidae
Gene: wdhd1
Product: WD repeat and HMG-box DNA binding protein 1
Exons: 26
Coding region: 179-3571 (1130 amino acids)
Biological process (GO): mitotic cell cycle; DNA repair; DNA-templated DNA replication
Cellular component (GO): nuclear replication fork
Molecular function (GO): protein binding; chromatin binding
Source: RefSeq, a predicted model, not a curated record
AAGAAGAAGGGUCUGUGGAGACAGUCAGCCGGGGGAUUUGUAAGUUGUCAGACCAACUCUCUUCUCGAGCCAUAACUAGUUAGAUAACCUCUCCGUUUAGUCUGAGUUGAGUAUCCCGUAAACACUGUUUAUCGAUCCGACCGCUGAGUUUAAAAUACCUGUGGAGGUUUUGUGAAAAAUGCCUUGCGAGAGGAAGCCGAUGCGCUACGGCCACUCGGAGGGACACACCGAGGUCUGCUUCGAUGACUCCGGGAAGUUCAUUGUGACGUGUGGGAAUGAUGGGGAUGUUCGGAUAUGGGAGGGUCUGGAUGAUGACGAUCCAAAGUUCAUCACUGUCGGGGAAAAGGCGUACUCUCUCGCACUCAAGAACGGCAAGUUGGUCACAGCCAGCUCCAACAACACAGUGCAGAUCCACACGUUUCCUGACGGCGAUCCAGAUGGCAUCCUGACCCGGUUCACUACCAACGCCACACAUGUCGUCUUCAACAGCAGCGGCUCCAGAGUCGCUGCCGGAUCCAGUGACUUCAUGGUUAAGGUGGUGGAGGUGUCGGACAGCAGCCAGCAGAAAACACUCCGGGGCCACGAAGCGCCCGUCCUCAGUGUCACCUUUGACCCUAAAGAUGACUUCCUGGCGUCUGCCAGCUGUGACGGCUCCGUCGUGGUAUGGAAUAUCGAGGAGCAGUCUCAGCUGAUCAGUUGGCCUGUGCUGCAGAAGACCAAUGACAUCAGCAAUGCAAAGUCUCUGUGUCGGCUGGCCUGGCAGCCCGGGACGGCAAAGUUUUUAGCAGUUCCUGUAGAGACGAAGGUGCACCUGUACGAGCGAGGGUCCUGGGACCACGUGAGCACUCUGUCCGAUGAUCUUCAGACACAGCUCAUCAACGUGGUGGCUUGGUCUCCGUGUGGGCAGUUCCUGGCAGCUGGCAGCGUGGGGGGUUCACUAACAGUGUGGGAUGUGAACAGCAAGCUGUGUGUGGAAAGGCAGAAGCACGAGAAGGGCUUCACGGUGUGCAGUUUGGCCUGGCAUCCGUCCGGCAGCCAGAUCGUCUACACAGACACAGAGGGCUGCCUGGGCCUGCUGGACGGACUCAGCACCUCCACAUCUAACACCAACACCACCAAGCAGGCACCAGCAAAAAAAGCAGCCAAAGACUACGACGACCUGUUUGAUGAUGAUGAUGAUGAUAGACUCAUGGAUGAAGGGCUGAGUGAGACCAACUCUCCGGUGAAGAAACCCAUCACCGGGGACGACGACGACGACGAUGAUGAUUUCCUCAUGCCUGCAACAGGGCGGGUGAGGAACAGAGGGGCGAUCCUGGAUGAUGAGAACUCACUGGACACUGGAUCGCUGAAGCUCGGUCAGGACAAAUUCGGGGACGAUGACGACACGGGCAGCGUCGUAGUUCCUGCAGCUGCCCCGCUGGUGCCCAUGCGUCCCGUCUAUGAGGGACCCAUGCCAACGGCGCCCCAGAAGGCCUUUCAGCCGGGCUCCACCCCUGCACACCUCACUCACCGCUUCAUGAUGUGGAACUCUGUGGGAAUAGUUCGAGGCUACAACGACGAGCAGGACAACGCCAUCGACGUGGAGUUUCACGACACGGCCGUGCACCACGCCAUGCACCUCACCAACUCGCUGGGUCACACCAUGGCUGAUCUUUCCCAGGAGGCCGUGCUGCUGGCCUGCCCCAGCACGGACGAGCUCGCCAGUAAGCUCCAGUGCCUCCACUUCUCCUCGUGGGACACCAAUAAGGAGUGGAUGGUGGACCUGCCGGAGGGCGAGGACGUGAGGGCGCUGUGUCUGGGUCAGGGCUGGGCGGCGGUCGCCACCAGCGCGCUGAUGCUCCGACUCUUUUCCAUCGGCGGAAUCCAGAGAGAAAUCUUCAGCCUGCCGGGGAACGUGGUCUGCAUGGUCGGACACGGAGAGCAGCUGCUCAUAGUCUACCAUCGGGCUCCAGGUUUUGAUGGGGAACAAGCUCUGGGUGUUCAGCUGCUGCAGUUUGGUCGAAAGAAGAGGCAGCUCAUCAACGGGGAACCCCUCCCGCUGUCUCUCCAGUCCCACCUGUCCUGGCUCGGAUUCACUGCUGAGGGUACCCCGUGCUAUGUGGAUUCGGUCGGGGUGGUCCGGAUGCUGAACCGCUCGCUGGGCAACACAUGGACGCCAGUGUGUAACACCAGAGAGACCUGCAAAAGCAAGUCCGACCACUACUGGGUGGUCGGAAUACAUGAGAACCCUCAGCAGCUCAGGUGUAUUCCAUGUAAAGGCUCCAGGUAUCCUCCGACGCUGCCCAGACCUGCUGUGGCCAUCCUGCCCUUCAAGCUGCCUCUGUGUCAGACCUCCACAGAGAAAGGACAGAUGGAGGAGCAGUUCUGGCGUUCAGUCCUCUUCCACAACCACUUCAGCUUCCUGUCGUCCAGCGGCUACGAGAUUGACGAGGAUGGACAGAGUCAAACCCAGAAGGAGCAGCAGGAGCUGCUCAUGAAGAUGUUUGCACUGUCCUGUAAGCUGGAGAGAGAGUUUCGCUGCGUGGAGCUGGCGGAGCUCAUGACCCAGAACGUGGUGACUCUGGCCAUCCGAUAUGCGUCCCGAUCCAGACGCAUGGCCCUCGCCCAGCGGCUCAGUGAGAUCGCCCUGGAGAAGGCCAACCAGAUUCAGGAAGAAGAGCCAGAGGAACAGGAAGAGGAGCCAGAAUACUCCGGCGUCAGACGGACCUCUGGGUACGGCCAGAGUGAGGUCACGGGAGAACGUCGCAGCAACAGACGUGAUCGGGAGGAGGAAGAGGAGCAAGCAGAAGAGCUCAGGGAGGAAGAGGAGGAUGGACAGGAGAUGGAGACAGAGGAGGCAGCUGAAACUACAAAACGUGUGAAUCCCUUUGCUAAAGAAGCAGUUUCUUCUGUGACGCCAUCUCUGACACCAAUUGGCAAAGUAGGACGUGCGAAUCCUUUCAAGGUCCUCGGCUCGGGGAAGCCCUCGUCUUCAUCAGGUCUGCCUCGAGUGACAAACAUCCUGGACAACAUGACGUCCAGCAGGAAGUCGUCUCCGCUCAGCAGAUCUGCAGGGAUACCAAGCAAAGGCCCCGUCCUCAAACCGCUUGCCCCCAGGCCCAAAACAAAGACUCAGUCCACUCUGCUGCAGAUGAAUGGCACGAAGGCGGCCAGUAAGAAGACUCCGGAGAACACACAGCCGGCUGCAGAUCAGCAGAAACAACCAGAGGUCCCGCCUCCAGCUUCUCCUGCAGACAACACCGAAAAUAACAGGCCGAAGACGGGCUUCCAGUUCUGGCUUGAGGAGAACAGGAAGAGUAUCACAGCUGACCAGCCAGACCUGGAGGAGACUGACAUCAUCAAAGAGGCAAUGGGGCGCUUCAGGACGCUGUCAGCAGAGGAGCGACUGUCGUGGACAGAAAGAGCAAAAGGCCAAACUGGAGACGCAGCCGAUCUGAAGAAGAGGAAGAGAGCCGGAGGAGGUGCGGAAAAUGACAAUGGACAGGUGGAAGCAGAUGAAAAUAGUUCCAAGAAGAAGAAAUCUUUGGAUCCCUCCUCAAAGCUUUCGGCAUUUGCUUUUAACAAAAACUAAAUAUUUUUAUGUAUUUUUUUUUUUGUUCAGAUUUAUGUGUGACAACUGUAAAGUCUGUUUGCUGUGUUGAUGAAUACGUUCUCUGUUCUUUGAGGCACUUAAUCAGAACAUUUUAAAGCUCUUAAAAUGCCUUCAGAGUUAGUGAUGGAUCAGAUGGGUGUUCAUCAAUUAUGGAGCAUCCUUUGCUUUGAUUUUUCAUUUAUAACAUUUCUAAAAAAAA